Rhincodon typus (whale shark) is the source of this 3906-nucleotide messenger RNA. Its product is annotated as occludin. The transcript has 8 exons. Gene Ontology annotation, biological process: positive regulation of transcription elongation by RNA polymerase II; bicellular tight junction assembly; snRNA transcription by RNA polymerase II. Bases 448 to 1998 code for a protein of 516 amino acids. The record is from RefSeq and is a predicted model, not a curated record. Gene Ontology annotation, molecular function: cis-regulatory region sequence-specific DNA binding. Gene Ontology annotation, cellular component: transcription elongation factor complex; bicellular tight junction; membrane. Lineage: Eukaryota; Metazoa; Chordata; Chondrichthyes; Orectolobiformes; Rhincodontidae.
GGUUCCUGAAUGGGUCCCUUCCACCGAUUCCCCAAAGCAAGGCUCUGUUUGCAAUUGGCAGCUGGGCGGGGUGAUGGUGAUGGAGUGAACCUGAACUUUCGCCUCCUCUCUGGCUGCAGUUUGUUUUUCUCGGGUCAAUGAUUAAUCCCUUGUCGCUGCCAUUUUCCUUCUCAGUAGCAGAGACUGAGACUCUCGGAGUCAGAACGAGCCACACACACACACAGAGAGAGGUGUAAACAUCUUCAGGUGGCCAGUAAAGUCUUCGAUCUUGGCUACAGCGGAGUGCAUCUCAGGGGGAUCAACCUCUUUCCCCCCUUCAGUGGGAUAAAAGGACAGCAGUGGAUGCUUUCAGACCCCCCUCUACGCCCCCUCCAGAGUGAUACUGGCUCAGAGUGGACAAGGUCUUGUCAACAACUGUGAAGUAUUUGCCUAGGACGUACCAUCACGAUGUAUGAGAGCCGACCCCUGGGGAGCCCCCCUGCCUAUAGCCCGAGUAAUUUCACCCAACCUUUCCCACACAGAGCCUCCAUGGGGAGUUAUGAAUAUGAUAUGCAAUCCCCUCCACCAGGCUCAUAUUACAUUGAGGAGAAGCCACAACACUUCUACAAAUGGAGCUCCCCACCAGGAAUCAUCCGCAUUUUAGAGGGCAUUGUCAUAAUCCUGUGUCUUGCCAUCUUUGCCUGUGUGGCAUCAACGUUGCAAUGGCAGUAUGGCUAUGGUUAUGGCAUGGGUGGAAUGAUGGGUGGCAUGGGAGGUGGGUACUACCCAGGGAUGGGAGGAGGAUAUUACCCUGGCAUGGGGGGUAGUGGCUAUUACCCGGGAAUGGGAGGGUAUGGCUAUGGCGGCCACACUGACCCCAGGGCUGCCACUGGCUUCAUGAUUGCGAUGGCAGCCAUUUCAUUUAUCGCUGUCUUGGCCUUCUUCAUUGCCAGUGUCAGCAAGUCCCAAAACUCCAGAACCCGCAAGUUUUACUUGUUGUUACUCAUAUUCAGCGCUAUCCUUGGAGGCUUGGAGCUGAUUGCCAGCAUUGUAUACAUCAUGGGAGUCAAUCCAACAGCCGGAAGUGGAGGAUCGUUGUACUAUACCCAGAUGAGAAUGUUAUGCGCCCAGUUUUAUUCAACUGGAGCUGGUAUGAUGUUGACUAACGAGUAUCUAUACCACUAUUGUAUUGUGGAUCCUCAGGAGGCUGUGGCAAUUGUCUGCGGAUUCCUGGCAGCGCUGACGUUUUGUAUCAUUGCUUUCUUCGCUCAAAGAGUGCGGCAGAAAAUCUGGAAAUACGGGAAGCCGAAUAUCCUGUGGGAAAAGAACUUCGCUGAUGAAGAGGUGGGACCCAACGUGGAGGAAUGGGUGAAGACUGUUCCCGAAGGAGGCCAUGAUGAAAUGGAUACAGUUCAAUACUUUGAUAAACCAGCCAAUGGCGUCAAUGUAAUAAAUACCAAUGAGUACAAUUCACAGCCAAUUACAUACAGUGUGGAGAAUCACAAUCAGUACCUUUCCUCCUCUUACCCCUCGAGGAACUUCAACUCAACUCCGUCUGAAAAUAUAGUGAAGAAGCCUCCAGCCGGUCGAAGGAAGAAAUGGAGGAGACGUGGCAGAUCAGAGAUGGAGGAAUCUCAAUAUGAGACUGAUUACACAACUGGAGCAGAAUCUGGUGAUGACAUGGAUGAUGAGGAAUGGGACAGUUUGUACCCUCCCAUAACCUCAGACCCCAUUCGGCAGGAGUACAAGAGGCAGUUCGACACUGACCAUCGGGAAUAUAAACAGCUUUGCGCUGAAAUGGAUGAAGUUAACAAUCAGAUCAAUUUUCUGAGCAAGCGUUUGGAUGUCUUGACUGAGGAUGACCCCAGCUAUGAGGGAGUUGCUGAGGAAUACAACAGAUUAAAGGACUACAAGAAGACAUCCGAGUAUCAGACUAAACGACUACAGAGCAGGCACCUGAAGAGGAAACUGUCGCAUAUUAAGCGGAUGGUCAAUGAGUAUGACCGUCAGCGAGAGUAAGAUUCAAAGAGGACAUAUCAUCCUUCAGCCCCUUCUGUCUUUUCUAUUUCUCCAACCUCCCCAGACCCAUCCACCGCCUACAAUAUGAAAACUCGAAAUAUCCUGCACGGCUUGGUGUAAAUUCCCAACUCACACUAGAAACUGUGGGGGAAAAUGAUCAGGACUGGAAUGUGACAGCAUUCAUAGUGAGACAGAACCAACACCAAACCUGGAGCAGGGAAAGACUCCGUUUCUAAAUCCUGUUCCUAGAUGGCUUUGUUCUGAGCCGCUGAGAAUCUAUAAUCAAUAGCCAAUACGUGGUCAAUCAAAGAAGUGACAGUUGACACAAAGCUGAAAGGAAACAUGAGAAGGGCCUCCUAGAACUUUAACCAGAGUGUUCAGUCCACUGGAAGAAACAGCAUAUGGGCCAUUCAUUCCUUGUCAUGCAACAGGCAUCAAAAGAUCAAAUUAUGUUACAUCUGUCUCCAUCAGUACAACAACAAUAUGCAUUUAUAUAGUGCCUUUAACAUAGUAAACUGCCUUAGGUGGCUUCAUAAUGGUGUGAUCAGACCACGGAAGGAGAUUUUAAGACUGGGGAACCAAAAGCUCAGUCAAAGGAGAGCCUUUAAAGGUGGAGAGAGAGAAGCAGAGAUUUAAGGAUAGCAUUUCAGAGCUUAGUGCCUGAGCAGCGAAGGCUUGGUCACGGAUGGUGAAGUGAUGGGAUUCAGGGAUUGUCAGGGAACCAGAAUUAAAGGAGUGAGAAGCGUCGGUGAGGUCAGGGAGGAAUUCAGAAAUUGAUGAGACUUUUAAAUUCAAAUCAUUAUUGGAAAGGAGUCAGCGAGGUUGGGCAGCAUGUGUGCUCACUGAACAGGACAUGUAAGUCAGGUUAAAGGCAAUAGCUCAGGUUUGUACAGUGUGCAAGAUCAGAGACUGAGUGAUUAGAGGAGAUUUGGAAUAGUUAUAUCUAAAGGUAACAGGAGACGGGAACAACUGUAUCAACAGCAGAUGAGCUGAGGCAGGUUGAAUGUAAGUGAUGGGUUGGAUGCUUUGACAGUGGAGGUUACUGGGGGGUACAGGGGUGACGGGGGAAUGUGGAUGAUCAUUCAGAUCUGGAAAUUCUGACCAUCCUAACUUAACCUCAGACACAGCGCAGGGAAAGGGAUGGAAUCACAGGAGAGGGAACGAAGUUUAUGACAGGGACCAAAAACAAUGGCUUUGGUUUUCCCAAUUGAAUAGAUGAGUGGUUUAUUACCAGUGGUCACGCCAAAGAGAGUUGAUACAAACUAUUCAGUUCCUGUAGAAGCUGAAUGCUGGCUAAUUGUCACCCAGGUGAAUCAUCAUAGGUUGUAGAGAGAAUGCCUCCUGACCUGCACCAGAGUAUCAUCAUUUUCCAUGUUGGAAGCAGUUCCCUGAAUCUUUACAAUCAGAAUAAUUCCAUUGAUCUCUUACCUGAGCUUUGCUGUACUGCCAAUGAAAUGGGGCAAUUACUUUUAAUAGUUCUUAUUGGUUCUCUAACUAUUUUUGCCCUUUUAUUAUUUACAUUGCAAUCUGUAACGAAUGCUAGAAUUUUAGAAAUAAUUGUAAAUUUAAUUCAAUAACUGAAUCGCAUUGAGCUAGAAUAAGCUCACCUUGGAGCCGAGGCAAAUCAGUCCUCUUUCUGUGUUUAUAUAUAUACUCACUGAGCAAUUCUGUAUAAAUCCUGUGGGGUCUGAAUGGUUGAAAAGGGCAGUUCUUAGAUUGUCUUAUUGGUAAUAAAUCCCAAAUCAGAAAACUCAGAUCAUUCCAAUGAUAUACAUGAGAAUUAAUGGGAAAAGAAGUUUAAAUGAUACAUAUAACACAGUGUGGAACUGGAGGAACACAGCAGGCCAGGCAGCAUCAGAGGAGCAGGAAAAUUGAAGUUUUGGGUCCUGAAGGUUCUAAAGAAGGGUC